This is a messenger RNA of Hyaloscypha bicolor E, 3232 nucleotides long. RefSeq lists its product as uncharacterized. Gene Ontology annotation, molecular function: chromatin DNA binding. The record is from RefSeq and is a predicted model, not a curated record. Gene Ontology annotation, cellular component: nucleus. NCBI's taxonomy places the organism in Eukaryota, Fungi, Ascomycota, Leotiomycetes, Helotiales, Hyaloscyphaceae. Bases 345 to 2906 code for a protein of 853 amino acids. The transcript is spliced from 2 exons.
CAAACAUUGCGACAACCUUCACUCUGGCAGCUGCUCAAGUUCAUGCACCACCCUGGGCCUCUCUGAUCGAGCCUGUGUGUGCCCGGACAGCUUGCACCGAUGAUUAGGCUGCUUGCGACGCGCCUUUGCUGUUCUUUCCUUGGUACAUCAACAGGUGGUCAAAAUCGCAUCUCCGACGCGCUUUCUUAGGGUCCCAGAAUCCAACGUAGUCAGUCACCUUCACCUUGGCUUUCCUUCACAGCGCACCACCAUUCACUGCCCGCACCCAGAGACUAGACAGUCACUCUUUGUAUGGACGCUGCGGCCGGUUACAGGCUAGCCGGGGCCUUUUAACGAUAUGAGCGAUGUCAGUCGCAACCUUUAGAGGAGAAGGAGACGCUGCCCUCAUAGCCUUCAUCUACAAGCAACAAGCCCCCAGGCGCAUUUACCUUCGGAGGAAUGUGCGCAGCGUCUUGCGAUCUCUAGCCAUGGGGAAAGCGUUUUCGUCUUUACGAUCUCCGAGGCCGAGACCUGAGCCUGCGGCCUCAGACGAUGAGGAAGAUGAGGACCCAAGACCCGCCAAGCGGAGGCGGGUCAACUACAGCGAUGACAGCAGUCGUGUUUCUCAGAUUGGCGAUGAUUCUGGGGUUCGAAAACCGCUUGGUCAGGUGACGAACGAGGGCAGUAGGAGUCUCGUCCGAUUGCCUGGGAAGCCUGGGCUCCUUCAGCCAUCAGACUUCUAUGGCAAGCCUCGCUCGGUCACGCCUGUCCAAUCAGAUGGAGCCUUAUCAAAAUCGAGCAAAACUCAAAUCAACAGCAUCUUGAGCAAGACCCCAACGCAGUUCAAGAAAUCUCUACGAGUGGACAUUGUUGAGAUCAGCCCUGCAUCGGCCGUUGACGUUGAAAGAUUCGCGAUUUCACACCCUAGAAAAUCUCAAAUCGACAUCAAAUGCAGAUGCACAGUAAUGAUCUUCCUUGCCAAGAACGAUGAGAAUCCUGGAGAUGUACGGCCGGCAGACUACACCGAAAUCUGUCGAGACACCACGUGGUGUACUUUACGGAUUACCUUUGGAGAGGACAAUUGCAUCUCGAGGGAGUUUAUCAUGUCAGAGCCCUUUUUAUUUCAACCAGACCGGUUUCACUUAAAUCGGAGGUUCAGAAAACCCAACGGCCAAUGGUCACCCUUCAAAUUCGACUUUGCCGAUAAGUACAAUUUACAGGUUCUCGUUGAGCCUGUUGGAAGCCACAAAGAUUGGCCUCCAGUAGAUAUUCCUACAGUUGAACAACUACGAUCGAUCGAAGAUGGCCCUCCUAGCCCUAUAUCGGCAGCCCUCGAAGACCAUCAAAUGACCCGCGAUGAGCUGCACCUUUUUUGUAAGACGGAAGCUCGGCUUGACGCUCUCCUUGAUCCAGAACGACAGAACAGAGUACUGGAGUUACAGCUACAGGACUUUGCAAAGACAGCCAAGCAAGUCCUGCCUUACACAUUGAGAAUCGAGAUCAAAUGGGCGCUUCCAAGUCAUUUAUGUCCUCAAACUUUACCUCUAAGAACACCGAAAGUGGAGGAGACAUCUCGAGCGAUUCUGCCUCCUCCAGCGAGCGUCAAUAUUCUGGAGUCGCCGGUUCGUCGCCUGCGGGAAGAUAUCUCAGCAUCAAAUAGCCCAGCAGAUCGCUCGCAGAGGAAGCGGUCAAAUGUCGCCACGUACAACUUGAAGACUCUUAGCGCCCAAGCACAGGGCAAGUCUCCUCGAGUUCGCAAGAUCAACUUCAAACCUGAGCAACGAGGAUUGGGCGACGAAGAUAUCAGUGUGACCUACAAUUUUGGGAAAGGAGAUGCAGCCGAGACAGGCGUGAAGCAACAGACAAUCAUACCAGGAUUGGACUGUCCAUUUUGCAAUAGUCAUUGCAGCCACGUUGAUGAUCUAAGACUCCACCUCCAUACAGACCACACCAUGUUCAAGUUCCAUCUCCGAAAGGCAAACCCACCAAGAAUCUCAUUCUUCGUGGAAGUGUGCAAAACUCGGACUGGACCUACAAUGAACGCUGAGCGGCAGAAGACGCAUCAGUUUGGCCAGUCAAUGACCUUGUUUGAUCUGGCAAAGAAUUUGGGUGGGGAUGAGUCCUGGAGCAAAGGACGACAUGGGCCUCUUCACAAUACUUGGCCUGAUCACCUCCUCGACCGUCACGAUUCCUCUCUGUCUUCUUCCCCACACGAAUCUCGCCAUAGUUCACCAAACACAUCCAACGACACCGACGACUUGAUGGAUUUUGAGGACUCCAUCAAGUCCAAGCUCCAGCUUCGGCCCCGGAAAAUCUAUUACGUUCCAAAGACGGCCAAACCACUUUAUGAUACGAUCACCAAGCGCAUCCUGAAGCCAGGUGAAGAAUUACCGAACAGUGAUGACGAGAAAGAGGAAGGCUGGCUUCGACAGAAGAGCCGCGAUCUGAUAAACGACUUUACGGAUGUUACGUUUGAGGAAAAGGAUUUCAUCAAUACAUACAACCCGUUCAUAAUUAACGAGCAUCUCACCAGCCCAAAAUAUCUACCUGAAGCCCUGAUACGAUUCACGGAAAGCCACAAAAAAUGGUUCGCAGAGAAAAACAGCCGAAAGAAGGAAUUCAUGAAGUUAAUGGAGGUCUUCAUUCUUCGGGGGGUGGUGGAGGAGAGAACGCUUGAGAGAUGCGUCGAUAUCUUGAGAGCGGCAGAGAGAGCCAACAGGGGCAAGGACAUCGAUAUGAAUGACGCCGCUCCACCAAAACCUCGAGCGCUGAUGGAUUGCAUUUGCGGGGAACACACUCAACCUCCUAAUCGGGUGAUUUGUCGUGGUGCUCGCUGCCCUGGACGCUUCUUCCACCCCAGGUGUGCAGCAGAGGAGUUUGGACGGCCGACAACGGGAAUCUGGAAGUGCAAUCAUUGUCUUUCUUGAGCAUUUGCUGCAUCACCGAGGCAUGGUCAUUAGCAUGGAGUUGGGCGGGUUUGGAUGUGAUUACUGUAUAGCAUAAUAUUGUACCAUAAAAAACGCAUAGGAUGGAAGGGAGAGCGCGGAGCGUGGAGGGAUCAUACGGCGGGGGGCAUGUUUUCUGCUUGCUCUGCAAAGGGGAAACUGGCUGCUGCUGGCUCAUAAAGACAUGCAUGGCUCAUUCAAUGGACUGCAUCUGCAUCUACGGUCAGGAAAUGCUUUCAACCUGACUGCAAUACUUUCUGGAUAGAGUACCUGGAUAGAGUCCCUACCUCAAUCAGAUAUCACGUGCC